Messenger RNA from Klebsormidium nitens, 1367 nucleotides. The record is from the annotation of a GenBank genome assembly. NCBI's taxonomy places the organism in Eukaryota, Viridiplantae, Streptophyta, Klebsormidiophyceae, Klebsormidiales, Klebsormidiaceae.
CAACAAGACUCACCUAGCUGGGUGCAAAGGAUGACGUUCCUGCCGGAUUCACAGCAAAGCCAAUUGGCGCAGACUUUGGGGGGCCAGCUGUCUCUGCAAUUGAUUGGCGCAUUGCUCAGUUUGAUAUCGGCAAGCCGCUUGUGAAAGGCUCAAGAAGUACCACAGGGAACUGGCUUUUUGUCUAAGAUUUGGCGGGUGUAACUUUCAAAAAUAGGCUGUUAGCGCGGAUUGAAGGUGCUUUGUGUGAUUGACAGCGACGUGGCGAGAAAAUGUCUGCCCAGGACCCCUUCUACCUCGUCAAAGAGGAGAUCCAGGAGUCGGUAAAUAAGGUCAGUGCUGGAUAUGCUCGAUGGGAGGGUUUGAGUACAGGCAGCGCUGAAAGGGACAGGCUGACCCGGGAGCUCGAGAGUGGUUGCGAGAGCGUGGAGUGGCAGGUUGACGAGCUUGAGAAGGCCAUCAACGUGGCGGAACGGGAUCCGGCACGAUUUAAUGUCAGCGCAAGUGAGAUUGAAAGUAGGAGACAAUGGACGAGCCAGACGCGAAAAGAGGUCGAGAGGAUACGACGGGUGGUGAAGACUGCUGCGCAGGCAGCGCAGGUCAAGUCGCGGCAAGAGCUCAUGCGGGGGCCUGCCGGGGGGAAGGAUGUCUCGUCCCGGUUGCAAGGAGCAAUCACUCGAGAAAAUGAUGCAUUUCUCAAUAACGAGUCUGACAGGCAGCAGCUCCUGAUGAGGGAGCAAGACGAGGACCUGGACGAACUAGAGCGGGGCAUCGCCAACAUCGGUAAUAUCGGCAAGGCGAUUCACGACGAGCUGAGCGAGCAGGACCUAAUUAUGGAUGAGCUCGACAAAGACAUGACCAGCACCAGCAGCAGGCUCGACUUUGUGCAGAAAAAGAUGGCGAACGUUAUCAAAAAAGCCGGGGUAAAAGGCCAAAUUUGCAUGAUUGUUUUUUUACUCGUCCUCUUCAUCGUUCUAGUAAUUUUAGUUUUUGAGACGUGAUUUCAGAGGCAAGUUGAGUCCAUUCCGAUACAUACAGACAGAGUGUAAUAUGUUGUCGUUGAUCAUUUGCGCAUGCUUGUUUCGUUUGGACAUGUCUUCAACCAAAUAGACUCUGCCAAUCCACAAAGGAACUCGGUAUUGGCUGCGGAUGCCUGCCAAAUGACGGCCGUGCCCCUUUGUGUAAUGGCGAAUGUAGUCUGACCUAGAUCAAGUCGAAGAAGGCUUGUAGCUAUGUCAUUCUAUCAAGAGCAGCGGAUAAAUCUCGGUAGCAUGGAUUUCUGAGAUGAAUCCCAAACAACCUUCCCAUAAAAUAUGAUUGUUUAUAUGUAAUUGUCCGCAGAUGAACAUUCACCUAGCUAAACAUUCAGC